This is a messenger RNA of Paramuricea clavata, 607 nucleotides long. NCBI's taxonomy places the organism in Eukaryota, Metazoa, Cnidaria, Anthozoa, Malacalcyonacea, Plexauridae. The record is from the annotation of a GenBank genome assembly.
AUGUCACCUGAUUGUUAUAUAUGUUCUCAAUGUGCUCGAGACACAAAAUCUCCUAGAAAGUUUUCACGUGAAAAUGCAAUGAUUCCUUCUCCAGUCCCAACCGAGUUACAAAAUUUAACGCAAGUAGAGGAAAUGUUGAUUGCUCGUGCUCUUCCUAUCAUGAGAGUUUACAUUAAGCUUGGUGGACAACGAGGUUACUUAGAUCAUUGUGUUAAUUUGCCACAAAAUGUUAAGGAACUUGCAACAUCAUUGCCAAGAUAUCCAAGAGAUUUGUCAGUGAUUAUUGUCAAGGGUAAAGAUAACUCAUUUAGAGAUGUUGCUGUGACAAGAGAGAAAGUACAUAAUGCAUUAUUAUGGCUUUUCCAACAUAAUCCUCAUUAUGCUGAAUUAGAAAUUAAUGAAGAUGCAUUAAACUUUUUACCUGAAAAUGGCAUUCCAACAGAUAUCAUGACUGUUGAGACUGAAAAUGAAAUAAUCUCAAAUGAUGAUGUUAUGUCAGAUUUAGGUCCACCCACUGAAAACCCUUCUGAAGAUAUAGUUUAUAACAACUCUACAGACAUGAAUAGUUUCUUGCCUGUUGGUGAACAGCAGGAACAAGAAAUUCGAG